AUGCUAGUGCCUGGGCUGCAGCACACGCGUCCAGGACGCUCGUGGGCCAAUGGCCCACCUCGUGACUUGCAGGUCACGCAACCAAUCCCUGCCCGCGCUGUGCGCACACAUCGUUCGUCACGGGCACGGAGCGGAAAACGAAUCAUCCUCGUCGACGUGAACGUCAUUACGAAGAACAAGGACCACGGCGUUCGUCGACCUGAGCCGUCCCUUCUGCCCCUGCCCCAGCAUGAGUGCGAAUUCGCACCCUCGUGUACUGCGUGUGCACAAGGCCCUGUCAUCCCGCCCCGUCCAGAGGAGCCACCUGCCCUGGCCACCUUGGAGCCAGAGGCAGCGGGGGUCCAUCGCUCCGGGUGGGGGGUGAGAGCCAGACCCACCUGUGAGCAGAGCCCAGAGCCAGAGGCAGCGGGGGUCCAUCGCUCCGGGCAGGGGGUGAGAGCCAGACCCACCUGUGAGCAGAGCCCAGAGCCAGAGGCAGCGGGGGUCCAUCGCUCCGGGCAGGGGGUGAGAGCCAGACCCACCUGUGAGCAGAGCCCAGAGCCAGAGGCAGCGGGGGUCCAUCGCUCCGGGCAGGGGGUGAGAGCCAGACCCACCUGUGAGCAGAGCCCAGAGCCAGAGGCAGCGGGGGUCCAUCGCUCCGGGCAGGGGGUGAGAGCCAGACCCACCUGUGAGCAGAGCCCAGAGCCAGAGGCAGCGGGGGUCCAUCGCUCCGGGCAGGGGGUGAGAGCCAGACCCACCUGUGAGCAGAGCCCAGAGCCAGAGGCAGCGGGGGUCCAUCGCUCCGGGCAGGGGGUGAGAGCCAGACCCACCUGUGAGCAGAGCCCAGAGCCAGAGGCAGCGGGGGUCCAUCGCUCCGGGCAGGGGGUGAGAGCCAGACCCACCUGUGAGCAGAGCCCAGAGCCAGAGGCAGCGGGGGUCCAUCGCUCCGGGCAGGGGGUGAGAGCCAGACCCACCUGUGAGCAGAGCCCAGAGCCAGAGGCAGCGGGGGUCCAUCGCUCCGGGCAGGGGGUGAGAGCCAGACCCACCUGUGAGCAGAGCCCAGAGCCAGAGGCAGCGGGGGUCCAUCGCUCCGGGCAGGGGGUGAGAGCCAGACCCACCUGUGAGCAGAGCCCAGAGCCAGAGGCAGCGGGGGUCCAUCGCUCCGGGCAGGGGGUGAGAGCCAGACCCACCUGUGAGCAGAGCCCAGAGCCAGAGGCAGCGGGGGUCCAUCGCUCCGGGCAGGGGGUGAGAGCCAGACCCACCUGUGAGCAGAGCCCAGAGCCAGAGGCAGCGGGGGUCCAUCGCUCCGGGCAGGGGGUGAGAGCCAGACCCACCUGUGAGCAGAGCCCAGAGCCAGAGGCAGCGGGGGUCCAUCGCUCCGGGCAGGGGGUGAGAGCCAGACCCACCUGUGAGCAGAGCCCAGAGCCAGAGGCAGCGGGGGUCCAUCGCUCCGGGCAGGGGGUGAGAGCCAGACCCACCUGUGAGCAGAGCCCAGAGCCAGAGGCAGCGGGGGUCCAUCGCUCCGGGCAGGGGGUGAGAGCCAGACCCACCUGUGAGCAGAGCCCAGAGCCAGAGGCAGCGGGGGUCCAUCGCUCCGGGCAGGGGGUGAGAGCCAGACCCACCUGUGAGCAGAGCCCAGAGCCAGAGGCAGCGGGGGUCCAUCGCUCCGGGCAGGGGGUGAGAGCCAGACCCACCUGUGAGCAGAGCCCAGAGCCAGAGGCAGCGGGGGUCCAUCGCUCCGGGCAGGGGGUGAGAGCCAGACCCACCUGUGAGCAGAGCCCAGAGCCAGAGGCAGCGGGGGUCCAUCGCUCCGGGCAGGGGGUGAGAGCCAGACCCACCUGUGAGCAGAGCCCAGAGCCAGAGGCAGCGGGGGUCCAUCGCUCCGGGCAGGGGGUGAGAGCCAGACCCACCUGUGAGCAGAGCCCAGAGCCAGAGGCAGCGGGGGUCCAUCGCUCCGGGCAGGGGGUGAGAGCCAGACCCACCUGUGAGCAGAGCCCAGAGCCAGAGGCAGCGGGGGUCCAUCGCUCCAGGCAGCGGGUCGCCGUCCGGGUGAACGCAGCGUGA
Molecule: messenger RNA, 2043 nt
Organism: Chelonoidis abingdonii (Abingdon island giant tortoise)
Lineage: Eukaryota; Metazoa; Chordata; Testudines; Testudinidae
Source: RefSeq, a predicted model, not a curated record